This is a messenger RNA of Paramecium sonneborni, 587 nucleotides long. Lineage: Eukaryota; Ciliophora; Oligohymenophorea; Peniculida; Parameciidae. The record is from the annotation of a GenBank genome assembly.
AUGAAGAUAUUACCUAAAUGGAAGAAAAAUUUAAAGUUUUAAUAAACUUGUACAAAGAACUAGAAUUAAAUAAUUCGAAAGCUAAGAAAUUUGAAGUGCAUUCAGCUGUAAAAAGUUUGAUGAAUUUUCUAUUAGAAUAAAUCUUAUUUAGGAAAGAUAGAGUAGUUAAUUAGAACAAUUUUUUUGUAAAUUGAAAAAUGUACUUGAUUAGAAUAUUGGAAUAAAAGAUAAUUAAUUAUCAAUUAAGGAAUAAUUUAAUUAUGAAAUUUAAACCACUUUAGAAAUAGAUAUCUUGAUAAUAAAAGUAUUUGGAGCAAUUAAAAGAAAAGUAAAUAUUUCAAAUUUAUUAAUCAUAUUCUCAAAAAAACACAUAAAGUUCAAACUAUUUACCCUUAAAAAUAUAAAGAAGGAAUUUUCGAUUAUAAUAAUAAUGGAAAUAUUUUAAUUAAUGCUUUUAUCUGACAAAACUUGCUUUAAAAAUAUUAUAUAGGAUUUUUGUGAAACACUUUAAGUACCUUCCUUUGAUUAUGAAAAAGACGUAAAUUGAAUCAAUAAUUUAGAUUAAAAUUAGCACUAUUGAGAAUUGA